UUACCAAUUGCUGUUCAGUCAUAUUACCAUUUUACACCUAUACUGAACAUAUUUAAUUAUAGGUAGAUGUUUUUUUUGUCAAUCCCAAUGUGACUUAAUUAAUCAUUUACUUAAAUUUAUUUGCUGUUAAUUGUUAUUAUAAAAUAGUGAACUAUUACGUUGUUGUAAUGUUCAAUCUUAUAACUUGAUCUGUAACUAUUUUCUGGUGUGGUUAUAUUAUCAUGGUACACCUAUACUUGGCAGUGAAUAGUUGGAACAAUAUUUAUUUUGACGUUCAACUGGGACUACUUGACUAAUGUAGUAAAUGUGUUAAUAUAAUUUGGUAUUUUGAUAUAAAAGUCACUGUGUAUAAAAUAUUGGAGUGGGGAAAAGUGUUGCUUUUUUUUCUUCAUAUAUCUUUACUCCAGUGUAGAUAUUUCUUACUGAAGAGAACUAUAAAUGUUCUAAGUGCUAAUUUAUAUUGACACAGAGUAAACCCUACAACUUUGUUUGAAGAUAUAGUAUAUGUAGACAUUAACUAUGUAUAAGUAAUAGAUUUAUAUUUGAUAUUGGAGGACAAUUAAAUUUUGUUUUAAUCUCAUCUAAAAUUAAUCAUUAUAACUGUUGGAAGUAUUAAAACUAAGAUAUAAUCUAGGUGUUUGGAGACAUAAUAUUUCUUGUAAGAUUUCUUGACCUGGCUGAAUGAGGGAUGAUAAAAAAGUUUCUGGCUGUUCUUUUUGGCUUAGUUUUAGGCUACAUGCUGAUAGAUGACUUUAAUCCAGAAACUGUGAAGGGGAAGAAUGUAUUUAUUACUGGGGCAUCAACGGGUAUUGGAGAACAGUUGGCAUAUCACUACGCAAAACUUGGUGCUAACAUUGUCAUCACAGCAAGGAGGGAAAGGAGACUCAAAGAGGUGAUAGAAAAAUGUCGGGAGCUUGGAAACAAAGAACAAACAUAUGAUUACAUUGUGGCUGACAUGCUUGAUCUCAAUUCUACAGGAAAUGUUAUACAGACUGUUGUGAAUAAACUUGGAGGGAGACUAGAUUACCUGGUGUUGAAUCAUAUAAUUCUGCUAGAUCUUGGUGUUUGGACAGGCUCCCAACAUAAUUUAUCAUUGAUUGAUAAAGUAAUAAAUGUAAACUUCCAGUCCUAUGUGUACCUAGCAUCACACUCUCUACCUCAUCUUGAAGAAAGCAAAGGAAGCAUUGUAGUAGUGUCAUCAUUCGCAGGGAAAUUCGGACAGCCAUUUGUGUCAAUAUACUCUGCCUCAAAGUUUGCGUUAGAUGGAUUUUUUGGAGGUCUUCGGCAGGAACUGAAAUUGCGUAACUGUGAUAUAUCAAUAACUGUGUGUGUGUUAGGUUUUAUAGGUACAGAAAAUGCAAUAAGUCAGCUUGAAAGCUACAAACAAAAUUUGUUAUUAAAGCUUGUGACAGCAGCAUCACCAAGUGAUACCGCCUUACAGAUUAUUCGGGGUGGAGCAAAACGUGUUCGUCAAAUAUAUUAUCCUAUGAUGCAAGUUUUCCCACUAGUUAUGUUGAGGGAUUUGUUUCCAGAAAUGUGUGAUACUAUAAAUAGAUUUGUUUACACGUUAAAUUCAUAGAAAUAAGUGACAUUAAAUGAUAUUUCUCAUCUUAAUAAAUGUCACAGUUUUCUAAUUAAAAAGGAUAAAUGUUUUUGGCAUAAGAAUAUUUAUAAUUGAUUUAGCCAGUCAGUGGUAAAUAUACUACAAAAAGCUCACCUCUCUAGCAAUAAAAAUGAUGAUGUUACUUUCUUAAUCCUUAAAAAACAACACAUGCUAUUGAUAUUAAAUAUUGAGACCCAUGCAAAAUUUUUAUUUCUUCGUUUUGAAUUUUUCAUUAAUUAUUUUGUAAAUGUCCUUUAAUUAAUACACUGGG
Molecule: messenger RNA, 1874 nt
Organism: Ruditapes philippinarum (Manila clam)
Lineage: Eukaryota; Metazoa; Mollusca; Bivalvia; Venerida; Veneridae
Product: hydroxysteroid 11-beta-dehydrogenase 1-like protein
Exons: 7
Coding region: 689-1579 (296 amino acids)
Cellular component (GO): intracellular membrane-bounded organelle
Molecular function (GO): oxidoreductase activity
Source: RefSeq, a predicted model, not a curated record